GACUUUGUGACUGUGGUAACUAGUGACGACCGACCGCUGUGGACGCUUCUGGAACGUCACGGUUCAACCGUCUCUGUAGCCUGUUAGCCGACAAGAAGUAGAAACAUUGAAGCUCUGUCGAACAUGUUUGUGUAGCUACACAAAUACCACCCCAGUGAUUUAAACACAGUUCUGUUAACGUAUCUACUAGCUCAUUUAAACGUAAUUUGCUUGUUAUUACAUUUGUAAAUGUGUUACCGAGCCUAGCACUAGGGUAGUCGCUAAUGCUAAGUAGCUAGCUAGCUAGCAUCCCUGACAAUGAGCUCACUAAGCUACUCUCCUCCUGCUAAUGAAGAGGAGGUCUGCUGGACGGAGAAAGCAGCUAUGGGGAUGAACAUUGUCAUUAAAGAAGAAGAAGAGGAUAUUACAGUGAUAGGAACGGAAGAAGCUUGUCGAAUUAAAACGGAGGAAGGGAUAGAGGCUGUCACAGUGAAAGAGGAAGAGGGGAUAGAGGUUGUCAUAGUGGAAGAAGAGGUAGAAGCUUUCAGAAUGAAAGAUGAGAUAGAGGAGGAUAUCACACUGAAAGAAGAAGAACCUUUUGUAGUGAAAGAGGAGGAGACUGAAGAUCCGAUUCACACCAAUCUAAAAACGAGGCAAUAUGCAGUUUCCUGGCCCUCCCAGGGCUCUACAGUGAAGGAGGACAUCAGAAAGAUACAGGAAGAAUCUAAUGUGACACCCGUGAGUCCCAGACAGUUUGGUGGUGAUGACGAUUCUAUUCACUGCGACAAAGACUGCGACGUGAAAGACAAGGAUUGGUUUCCUAGCAACAGGCUGAAGGCGGAGUCGGCUUCAGAGAGCCACACCCCAGAGCAGAGGGGGAGUGGUGACAUAUCUUUCCCUCUCCCAGAGUCCCCAGGUCGUGCCUCUCCCACUGUUGCCUUACUGUGGGGUCUGAAGAGGGUGUCUGUGCGGCUGGUCGACUGCAGGAAAACACCGGGUCUGCGUGGAACUGUGAGAGGAGAAGAAGAGGGAGAUUCAGAUUCAAGUGAAAGAACAGACUCAGAGGAGCCAGAGACGUCCAACCCAGCAGGACAACACCACUGCUCCCACUGUGGAAAGAGUUUUUCCCGGUUAGGGUCCCUGAAAAGGCACGAGAUGAUACAUACGGGAGAAAAGCCUUUCCACUGCUCCCAGUGUGGAAAGAGUUUUGCCAUGUUAUUUUGCCUGAAACGACAUGAGAUGAUACACACAGGAGAAAAGCCGUUCCACUGCUCCCAGUGUGGAAAGAGUUUUGCCCGGUUAUGGCAGCUGAAAAUGGAUGAGAGAAGGCACCGAGGAGAGAAGCCUUUCCGCUGCUCCGAUUGUGGAAAGAGUUUUACCCAGUUAGGGGGCCUGAAGGAACAUGAGAGAAUGCACACAGGAGAAAAGCCCUUCAACUGUUCCUUUUGUGGAAAGUGUUUUUCCCGGUUGAGACACCUGAAAACACAUGAGAGAAUUCACACAGGAGAAAAGCCCUACCACUGCCCACAUUGUGGAAAGAGUUUUACCCGGUCGGGGCACCUGAAAGCACAUGAGAGAAUUCACACAGGAGAAAAGCCCUACCACUGCUCCCUGUGUGGAAAGAGUUUUACUCAGUUAGGGGGCCUGACAAAACAUAAGAUAUUACACAAAGGAGAGAAGCAUUUCCACUGCUCUCUGUGUGGAAAGAGUUUUAUCCAGUUAUGGGGCCUGAAAACACACGAGUGGACACACAUAAAAGAGAAGCCUCACCCCUGUUCCCAGUGUGGAAAGAGUUUUACCCGGUUGGCGCACCUGAAAACACACGAGAGAAUUCACACAGAAGAAAAGCCCUUACACUGCUCCUUGUGUGGAAAGACUUUUAUUCAGUUACUGGGCCUGAAAAGACAUGAGUGGACGCACAUAAAAGAGAAGCCUCACCCCUGUUCCCAGUGUUCAAAGAGUUUCACACAGUCAAGAUACCUGAAAAACAUGAGCUGACACACUCCGCGGAGAAGCCUUGAAAGAAUCCACAUUGCAGAGAAAUAUAUAAUGGAAAGAUAUUUACCUGGUUAGGGAACCUGAAAGACCAUGAGGUAACAGACACAGGGGGAAACACCUUACCACUGCUCUCAGUGUGGAAAGAGAGGUGUAACGUAACUCAUUAAUUAACUGAUGUAUUUAACACAUACAGUGCUCCAACACUUGUCAAAAAAAAUUUCACUGACUGUUUAUUUGUUUAUGUCACACGAAAUCAAAUUGUACAAAGUGAACUCAAUGUUUUUUAACAUGAAUUGGACAUAGAGUGAGUAUAUCUGUUUCAGUAUAGAGUAGGUCGGUUGUAAAUGCUUUUUAAUUCAAUUAGAACUUUUUAGAACUCUGUCUUUGUGUAUUUUCUCUGUGUGUUAAUCAAGUGCUGUCUAUUUACAUGUGCUGUAUUUCCUCUUGUGUUUGCAUUGUAUAUGUGUGUGUGUGAAAAAAAUAAACAAAUGUACAGA
This is a messenger RNA of Oncorhynchus nerka (sockeye salmon), 2474 nucleotides long. Its product is annotated as gastrula zinc finger protein XlCGF57.1-like. NCBI's taxonomy places the organism in Eukaryota, Metazoa, Chordata, Actinopteri, Salmoniformes, Salmonidae. Gene Ontology annotation, cellular component: nucleoplasm. Bases 298 to 1977 code for a protein of 559 amino acids. Gene Ontology annotation, molecular function: RNA polymerase II cis-regulatory region sequence-specific DNA binding; DNA-binding transcription repressor activity, RNA polymerase II-specific. The record is from RefSeq and is a predicted model, not a curated record. The transcript has 4 exons. Gene Ontology annotation, biological process: regulation of transcription by RNA polymerase II.